AUGCUCUCUUCAAACAAUCUUAUUGAUGAUAAAUGUCCUAUGUGUAGUAUCAAUAUGCAAACAUGGAAUAUAGAACGUAAAAAUUUGCAUAAAAAUACUUGUUGUGAAACAUUUAUUAUGUAUUGUCAUCGUUGUCCUGCAUGUCAUAAACAGAUUGCUGGUAAAACAUCUCGAACACAUUUAAAACGAUGUGCCUCAAAAUUAAACAUGGAUUUAUUUAGUCUCAUGUCAUUAUCAUGUCGUGAUCAUCGUUUUAUCAGGCAUGAAAAUGAAGAUUUACAUACAGCUUGUGCAUUAUCUUUAUCUUUAGAUAAAGAAAUAAAACAACGAAAAUCUGAAGCAAUUUUAGCUGAAAAAAUUGAUCCUAUCCAUUUAGAUUCACCAUCUCAUCUACUUUUAUCGAGUGAAAAACGUGAGAGAAUAUUUGCUGAAAAAUUGGAAUCAAUUCUUCUUGAGGUGAAAAGAAUUAACAAACAUGAUAAAAAAUACGGUAAUAAUGAUAACAAUAGUAAUUCAAUUGUUCAGUCUAAUCUAUGGAAUUUAGCAUCGACAAAACUUCAUGAUAUUGAUAAUAUUAUACAAAUAUAUUAUGUUAAUAAUUUGAUUCCACCUUUAAGUCCUACAUUAAAUCCAUUAAAUUCUAAUAUUAUUUCAAUGUCACAAAUACCUGGUCGUGUUUCAAUACAUAAAAAUAUAAAAUAUAAAUCUAACGUAACUGUCAUAGAUGAAUAUAAAGAGAAUCAUAAUGAUUAUUACUAUGAUAAUGUUUUAAAAAAGGAAUGUGAACAAUUAUCUCCCAAACAAUCUAUUAAACCUGAAGAUAAGUGUGACACUUCAGAAUUAUCACCAAUAUCCUCCAAUACUUUUUCUAAAUGUUCAUCAUAUGUGACUAAUAUUCAUUCUAAUCCAUUACUAUCAAUGGUUGGGAAUAAUUUAUGCUCAGAUUUAUGUAUAAUUUUGGAUGAAGGUGAUAUAAUUCCAGCGCAUAAAUUUAUAUUUGCUGCUUGGAAUUUAAAUAUUGAUUAUUCACAGUGUGAUAUCAUUGAAAUUCAUAAUGUAUCCAAAGGUGAACUUAUUAAUCUUUUACAAAUAUUAUACAAUGGAGAUCGAUCAAAACUUACAAUUGAAUAUAUUCAUCAUUCAUCAGAAGCAUUACAAAACAUAAUGAGAAACUGGGGUUUGAAUAGUGUAAAUUCUGAACUCAACAUCGUUCAAACGGAAGAUUGUUGCCUAACACAUUCAACUGAUAUAUCAACAGAUUCCAAAAUGGUUGAUGAUUUAUCUCAUCCUAUUCCUUCUGUUAUCUCAAUACAAACAUCAUCAACUUCAAAUGAAAUAGCACAUCUCAAUAACUCUUCAUUAUAUAUAGAUUGUUUAAAUCAUAAUCUUAAUCCUAUUACAACUACGGAUUAUAACUAUACAAAUUCCAUAUCUAACUCUGUUGAUUCCACUAUUCUCCCAAUGACAACUCAAUCAUCAUCAUCAUCAUUAAUAUCAGUUAAUAGUCCUAUGAUUCAAUUCAAGUUAUACACCUCUAAUCCAGCUCAAUUUAGUCGUGAUUUAUUUUUAUACUCUGAUAAUGAUGAUAGUAUCCAUGAGAAUAUCGAUAAUAUUAAUAUAGAAACUUAUCAUCAUUCUAAUCAAAUAGAAUCUUUACAAUCUAUGAAUGAUAGUAACCAUCAUGGUACAUUGAAAACAAUAACAAAAUUAUUUUAUUUGCGUUUAAUGUCGUCGUCGCCGUCGAUGUCUACCGUAGAUUUUGUUACUCCUCCUACCACUAUGAUAUUUGUCUUCAUCAUUUAA
Schistosoma spindalis is the source of this 1803-nucleotide messenger RNA. Lineage: Eukaryota; Metazoa; Platyhelminthes; Trematoda; Strigeidida; Schistosomatidae. The record is from the annotation of a GenBank genome assembly.